Molecule: messenger RNA, 762 nt
Organism: Carassius auratus (goldfish)
Lineage: Eukaryota; Metazoa; Chordata; Actinopteri; Cypriniformes; Cyprinidae
Product: gamma-crystallin N-B
Exons: 4
Coding region: 138-689 (183 amino acids)
Biological process (GO): visual perception; lens development in camera-type eye
Molecular function (GO): structural constituent of eye lens
Source: RefSeq, a predicted model, not a curated record
GCUUGGCGUCAGCAGAAGCUAAAGCUCUUCUUUGUGCCGCGGCUCUCGCGAGAUCCUGGGGCCCGUAUAUAUUGAGCCGUCCAACUUUCCUCUCACACUUCGGUGCGUGUGCUGAGUUUGGACACUAUCCAGGGGAGAUGUCGCAGUAUUCUGGAAAGAUCGUGUUUUACGAGGGCCGCUGCUUCACCGGCCGCCGGCUCGAGGUCUUCGGAGACUGUGAUAACUUCCAGGACCGAGGCUUCAUGAACCGAGUGAACUCCAUCCGUGUGGAGAGCGGCGCCUGGAUCUGCUUCGAUCAUCCGGACUUCAAGGGUCAGCAGUACGUCCUGGAGCGAGGAGAGUACCCCGAGUUUCAGCGCUGGAACUCACACAACGACCACAUGGGCUCCUGCAGACCCGUCCGCAUGCACGGCGAGCACUACCGCAUGCAGCUGUUCGAGGGAUGUAACUACACCGGUCAGUGCAUGGAUCUGUGUGACGACUGUCCCUUCCUCCAGAGCCGAGGCUUCAACACCAACUGUGUGAACUCUGUGCGAGUGUUCGGAGACGGAGCAUGGGUGAUGUAUGAAGAGCCCAACUUCCGCGGACGCAUGUACAUCGUGGAGCGAGGUAAUUACUGCAGUCAUAACGAGUGGCAGGCGCAGAAUCCCAACAUCCAGUCCAUCCGCAGGAUCGUCAACUACUUCUAAACCCUCCAGCAUCCGUUUCUCUCUCAACAUGUAAAAUAAACUCAGAAUCACAAUCAAGAUGGUAUUUUAUCAC